CGCGCUCCCCGUAGCCUGCGGGAGUGCGCAUGCUGCGAAAGGGAAAUUGGCCUCCUCUCUGACGACCAUCUUCUCCCUUCCGCUUGCUAGCUCUCGUCGACCCACGCUCACCGUCCAACAUCAAGCAGCAGCGAUCAAUCGCAUCUACAAAAAAGGACAAUAAUCUACCUUAUCUCCGCUUCUCGUGAGGACAACACCGGGGCGAACAAAAGCGGCCACAAACGUCGUUCAAACGUACCGUUUGUAUUAGUUGGAAGGCCUUGCAGUCUGCAGGAAAGGAAGUUGCAUGUGUGGUAUUGGAUUGGGCUUGGUCCAUUGAGCUUCGAGAUUGAAGGAAUUGAAAAAGAGCAUAUAUCGCGCUCUCGAGCUGCGUUGCUCAUCGACAUUACCGCUCAGCCUUGUACAACUCCAGCUUCAGCCAUUCGUGAUCGCCCAAAUCACGUCCAUCAAACCGAACCAAUGUCAGCAGCACUCGUCAUGCCCACCCCCAUUCCUGUCCCGAGCCCGUUGGACAACUUCCAUCUCUCGUUAGGUGGUGCUCUUCCGCGCGUACGGCGACCGCGUCGUGCAAGCUCUUAUGAUCAGUACACACCUUCUUCUUCUGCGGUUGGUACUGCGUCCACUGGCGAAUCACGAUCCUGGGAAAACGAUUACCAACUGCCGCAACGCCCACAAACGCCACGCACGCUCUCAACCCCCAUCCUUCCCCAUACUCGGUCAAUGACCGCCCCUUCUCUUCUCCUAGCCACACACACCGCGUAUGGCCAUUCUGCAGCACGCAUGCGAACACCUCCCAUCCGACUGAAUCCCCUGGCGCUGGCGCAUAUGUCCAGGAUCGCGGAGAGCGCGGAGGUGCUUGUGCGACAUCUCCACGCUACGCUCGCUAAGCGUCCUGCAGCAAGCUCCCCCGAGGAUAUGCCUCAGGAUCGACCCCGAGCAGGAGAAUCAGGACUGCAGCUCGACCUCGGCCCAUCGCGCGAAGAACUGGUGAACGGAGAGCUUUAUCGCGCUACGCUGCUCAAAGGACUCGCAUCAUUCCGCACCAGCGUGGACGGGAUGAAGCGGGCGCGUCACCUCGGAUCAGCGAAGAGGAGUGCCGUGCAUUCCGUUGCUCCGAGAAGAGUGUUUGGAGCGUCGUAUGGGAAGACAGCUGCGUGGAGACCACGGAGGGGAGCUGUGAUUAGUUUGGGAGGGGACGAACUUCUCCCUUCUUCUGAGAGGGGCGCGUGGGUGGAGGACAUACCGGAUAGACAGGUUGAGGAAAUGGAUGUGGAAGAGUUGGGGGAGAGGAUGGGCGAUAUCCACCUGCAAGACUGAAGUUGCCCCUCCUUCCCUUCACCAUGACCCUGACUAUUGUUACGACUGCGAUUGCACGGAUCGAAGACACACGUAUCUUACCUUGCGUGAUAGCCGUUUCUUUAC
Messenger RNA from Dacryopinax primogenitus, 1422 nucleotides. RefSeq lists its product as uncharacterized. Bases 460 to 1317 code for a protein of 285 amino acids. The transcript has a single exon. The record is from RefSeq and is a predicted model, not a curated record. NCBI's taxonomy places the organism in Eukaryota, Fungi, Basidiomycota, Dacrymycetes, Dacrymycetales, Dacrymycetaceae.